GCAGAAGGUGCUGAGCAUAAAAAGAGGCAAAGGUUCCAGCGCCUCACAUCUCCUCAGGAUUCUCCCUCCUUCCCCCACACAGCGACCCGGGACUCUGUGCUACAUCCUCCUCAGCAGCCCUCCAAACUCAACAUGAAGACGGCUCUCGCUCCCCUCACUGUGGCCCUGCUGGCUCUACUGCCUCUGGUCCGACUCAUGCCCGUUAACGAUGUCCCGGCUAACUUCCUGAGAGAGGCCAUGACGGAUGGCUUCAUCGUGGAGGACCCCUUCUCCAGCGCCGCCAGCGGGGGACUCGACCAAGCGCUCCCAGCAGACCGGUCCGACCUGACCGAGGCCAGCGGAACCCAGGAGGGCAGUGGAGGGCAGGAGGCCAGCGGCGGGCCCUACCUCACAUGGCCACACCUGCACCUGGUCACGGCGGCCCCUCCCAACGCCACCGCGGUCUUCAGCCAGGAAGAGGAGGGGUCUGGGUCUGAAUCGGGAUCUGGAUCUGGUUCUGGGUCUGGAUCUGGCAGCGACCUGUUUAUGGAGGAGGCAACAACUCCCAGUCUCGCCACCCAGACUCCCAGCACCACGACAGGAGCGAUGGAUGUCUCCACCUCCGCCAGCCCCAGCCCCUCCCAGGCCGCCCCCACUGCAGCGUCUCCUGUGACCCCCACCGUGGUGGAUGAACCGCAGAGCUCUACUACAACGUCUCCUGUGACCCCCAUCGUGGUGGAUGAACCCCAGACCUCUACUACAACGUCUCCUGACAUUCCCAUCGUGGUGGAUGAACCCCAGACCUCUACUGCAGCGUCUCCUGUGACCCCCACCGUGGUGGAUGAACCCCAGACCUCUACUACAACGUCUCCUGACAUUCCCAUCGUGGUGGAUGAACCCCAGACCUCUACUACAACAUCUCCUGUGACCCCCAUCGUGGUGGAUGAACCCCAGACCUCUACUACAACGUCUCCUGACAUUCCCAUCGUGGUGGAUGAACCCCAGACCUCUACUACAACGUCUCCUGUGACCCCCACCGUGGUGGAUGAACCCCAGAGCUCUACUACAACGUCUCCUGUGAAGCCCAUCGAGGUGGAUGAACCCCAGAGCUCGGCGAUGGUCGUCAGCCGCAUCGAGAGCCAAAGCAUCUUUCUAAACCACGCAGCUGCCCACAAAGAAAAGCCAGGAGAAGCAGCGAGUAGCUCUGGUUGGAUGUUCAUCGUGGGAUCCACUGUGGGUGUGGCCGCGCUGGUUCUCAUCAUCAUUGCGGUCGCUACAAGAAACAGGUGGAACGGGCCCGGUCAGGCCACCCUGAAGGCGGAGCGGGCGGGCCGCUCAGAGGAGACGCAGAGGCAGGAGAUGAAGGAGUUCCUGCCCAAGGAGGAGCGGCACCACGCAGAGUACACCGUGGUGGCGCUCAGCGAGGUCUCGGAGAAGGAGAGCCUGUCCUGAGGUCUGCAGAGAGAGACCUCCUGAGGGUCCCAGACCGUCUGGAGGGCAGGCGUCGGGACCAGAGCCGCUCCGGUGGCACAACUGAUCCUGAAGUCUUGCCUUGUUUUGUUUGUUUUUUAGCGGAAACUUUGGACUUUGACCUUUCUGUUGUCAUAGCAACAUAAACAUUUCCUCCUAAUGCUUGUCAUAAAUAUCAGAAUUGCACUAACAUUUGAAAAGUGUUUUUGCAUUGUUUCAUUCACUUUAUAUUGUAUAUAAAAGGGGACUGUAAAAUAUGUUUCUUUAUAUCAUGCUGAGUGUAUUGCUGUAUUAUAUUUCACCUUGUUAGUGUAUUUUGUGUUUUUGAGUGCCUUUUCGAAAUCUUUUAAUGCUUACUUAAUUAAUUAGUUCACAGCAGAGAUUAUCUUCCAUGUAGAAUUUUUUGUGUAAAUCGUAUUUGAAACCGGACAAUAUUGUGUGGCCACAACCGUUUAACCAAAAGAUCAAAGACAGCAUUUAAUUUAACAUUUAUUUGUUGGAAUUCAUAUUUACACACAAGUAUUAAAAUGUGUACACGCUUUUA
Molecule: messenger RNA, 1993 nt
Organism: Gadus macrocephalus (Pacific cod)
Lineage: Eukaryota; Metazoa; Chordata; Actinopteri; Gadiformes; Gadidae
Product: mucin-5AC-like
Exons: 5
Coding region: 133-1431 (432 amino acids)
Source: RefSeq, a predicted model, not a curated record